AUGAAAAAAAUUCGUAAAUAUUUAAAUCAAACAAUUAAUGUUAAUAGUAACAAACAAAUUUCUACGUUAUCAACUAAUUCUAUGGGCGGAUAUUCAACCUCACCUGAAUCAUCAAGGUCACCCCCUCCACUUCAUUCAACAAUAUCAACGAAUAGUUGUCAGUCAACAGUAUCAACACCAACUGAAUCAUCAUCAUCGAAUCGUUCAUAUCUUCGUUUAAAUAAAUCCUUAUUUCCAUUGAUUUCGAUAUCAAAUCACUCAACACAACGUUCAUCACCAAAAUCUUCUAGAUCACCACCUUUAAGUGCUGAUUCAACAAAACGUAGUUUUUUUCGUUUUAAUUCAACACCAUCAAAUAGUGGAAAUAAUUUUCUAAAUACAAAUAAUCCUUUAAAUACAAAUUUAACUAUGGGUCAAACAGGUAGUAAUGUUAAACGAAGUCAAAGUGAUAUACAAACAUUUCUUGAUAAAGAAAAAGAAAAAUUUAUGGAAAAAAUGGAAAAUCCUAUUAAACAAAAUGCUCGUUUAGAAGAUUUUGAAUUAAUACGUACAAUUGGUACAGGUUCAUUUGGUCGAGUACUAUUAGUUACACAUCGUACUAGUGCACAUGAAAAAACAGCUUUAAAAAUACUUGAUAAACAAGUUGUUGUUAAAAUGAAACAAGUCGAUCAUACAUUAGCAGAAAAAAGAAUUCUGCAAGCUUUAUCAUGUCCAUUUAUUGUUAAAUUAUUACAUACAUUUAAAGAUAACUCUUAUUUAUAUUUGGGACUUGAAUAUGCACCCGGUGGUGAAAUGUUUACACAUUUACGUGCUUUUGGACGUUAUACAGAAGAUAUGACGAGAUUUUAUGCUGCCCAAAUUGUACUUGCUUUUGAAUAUCUUCAUCAUUUGGGUGUUAUAUAUAGAGAUCUUAAACCCGAAAAUUUACUUUUUUCUGCUGAUGGUUAUUUGAAAAUGACGGAUUUUGGUUUUGCAAAACGUGUUAAAGAUCGAACAUGGACAUUAUGUGGAACACCAGAAUAUCUUGCUCCAGAAAUUAUUCUCAGUCGUGGUUAUAAUAAAGGUGUUGAUUAUUGGGCAUUAGGUGUACUAAUGUAUGAAAUGAGUGCUGGUUAUCCACCAUUUUUUGCUGAUCAACCUAUACAAAUUUAUGAAAAAAUUGUUUCCGGUCGUGUUCGUUUUCCAAAUCAUUUUAAUGUUGAUCUUAAAGAUUUACUUAAAAAUUUACUUCAAGUUGAUUUAACACGUCGUUAUGGUAAUUUAAAAUCUGGUGUACGAGAUAUAAAAGAUCAUCGUUGGUUUAAGGAUACAGAUUUUAUAGCUAUUUAUGAAAAAUCUGUUCCAGCACCAUUUAUGCCACGAACAGAUAGAGAAAAUUAUGAAAUAUAUGAAGAACAACCAAUGACAGUAAGCUCAACAGAACGAUAUCCAAGAGAAUUUGCUGAUUUCUAG
Molecule: messenger RNA, 1452 nt
Organism: Rotaria sordida
Lineage: Eukaryota; Metazoa; Rotifera; Eurotatoria; Philodinida; Philodinidae
Source: the annotation of a GenBank genome assembly